Molecule: messenger RNA, 2457 nt
Organism: Trichoderma virens Gv29-8
Lineage: Eukaryota; Fungi; Ascomycota; Sordariomycetes; Hypocreales; Hypocreaceae
Exons: 2
Coding region: 1-2055 (684 amino acids)
Biological process (GO): regulation of DNA-templated transcription
Molecular function (GO): DNA-binding transcription factor activity, RNA polymerase II-specific; RNA polymerase II cis-regulatory region sequence-specific DNA binding
Source: RefSeq, a predicted model, not a curated record
AUGAGCAGCGAACCCCAGCGUGGAAGGUCACCGUCGGCCGGUGGCUUUCAGCCUGAUAUAAACCAAUCUCACUCGCCGGCACGGAGCCCGUUCGCACCCACAAGCGAGCAGCCAGCCGUUGGUCUUGGUCUUGGGAUCGGUGCCGACCUGGAUCCAUCGCAACAGCAACGACAACCGCCUCAGCAGCAGCAACAACAACAACAACAACAACAACAACAGCAGCAGCAGCAUCGAGCUUUCACGGCAUCUUUGCAUCCCAACUUCGACUCGUUCAACGCAAACGGCUUCCUCGGCGCACAAGCCAACGCUGCCGACCCGAAUACCGGCUUUGAUCCCAGCGCGAGCUUCGGACAACAGCCGGCCACCGGCCCCGACUCCACCCUCUCUUUGAACGCCCAGGCGCAACAAAACUACCUCUCGCCAAACAUUCACGACGGUGAUUUCUCUCUCUUUCCCUCGGGCACUGAGCAAGGCGACCAGUACAACGCCCCCCUCUUUGAGCAGCCGCCGCUUGGCGACCUCAAUGCCAUGACCUCUCCGCACUCUCAUCAGUCUCCGACCCCGCCACGGCUCUACCCAUCAGAUAGCCUUCAGUCGCCUCCAUUCAACCAACAUCAGUUCUCGUCGCCCCCGUCGACUCAUUCGAGGAAUGCUUCUCUAGGGCCCGAGGCCGCGCUUCUUCCCAGUCAGAUUGGUGACUGGACCCAACCCCAAUUCCAGGGCCAUAGGAGAACUCCAUCGGAAUACUCUGACGUCUCCUCCGUGGCUCCUUCUCCUCACCUUAUCAGUUCCGAUACCUUUGACGCCGACCCGUCGGGCCACUCGCCUCUGCAGAGACCUGUGGAUAGCCUCUAUCAGGAAGUGCUUGGUAUAGGAUCGUUCAGCCUGGCUGAUCACAGCAGCCCCGGUUAUCACGGUCGAAGCCCUUCUCACAGCCCAGCCAUCAGCCCUCGCAUUAUGCCACAGCAGAUGCCGGACACUAUGCAGCCUUCUUUCAAUUUGAUCCCACCGAAUUCCGGGUUCGAGAAUGUGUCUGGAUACCCAGACCUGCAACCCAGCCACGAGACCUUUCCACCACUGCAAGGCGGCAUGGGUCGACCAAAGUCUCGCCCGAGAGCGGUAACGGACCCGUUCCAUCCCGGCGGAAUAUUGCCCCCUGGCAACUUGGGACCCUCUCUCGGAGUUGAUCUUGCGGCCCGCUCCGAUACCUCAUCUCGAUCUUUAUCUCCUCUAGAUAGGCAAUCGGUCGGCUCAUCGGCCUCACGAAGGCGGCAGUCGACUUCGUCAGUGCCCAACAACGUCAUCGCUUUGCGUUUGGCGGAUCCCGAAUACCAGAAUAGCCAAGAUGCCGGGACAAGCAAGCGUAUGCAGAAACAUCCAGCAACUUUCCAGUGUACUCUAUGUCCCAAACGCUUCACCCGAGCUUACAAUCUGCGGUCUCACCUGCGUACUCACACCGAUGAGCGACCGUUCGUAUGUACGGUCUGCGGUAAAGCCUUUGCUCGACAGCACGACAGAAAGCGACACGAGAGUCUCCAUUCCGGAGAGAAGAAGUUUGUUUGCAAGGGAGAUCUGAAAACUGGUGGUCAGUGGGGCUGUGGUCGACGAUUUGCGCGAGCUGAUGCCUUGGGAAGGCAUUUCCGAUCCGAAGCAGGGAGAAUAUGCAUUAAACCGCUACUGGAUGAAGAGAUGAUUGAAAGGCAGCGCCAGUGGCAGGAGCAGCGGAUGCAGCAGAACAUGGCACAGAACAUGGCCAACCCACAGGUCAUGGGCAUGGAUGCUGGCCCGGCUUAUCCCAUGGAUUCCAGUGGAAACUACGGCCUCCCGCAAGCCCUCCUGGCUCAAUAUCCCGCAUUGGCGCAGAUGAACUGGUCGACCACUGACAUGGGAGGUGGACUAGACGAUGAGCUUAGUGGAAGAUCGUCAUUCGAUGCCAGUGACUACGAUGACGGCGAGGAUGGCGGAUACAUGAGUAGUUCUGGAGCCAGAUACCCAGAAGAAGGCAUGGGCCAAAAUUACGCUGAUAUGAGCUAUUCUGGAGAGUAUGGGCGCUGAUGGACGAAACUGCCUUGAGAUUUAUAUUCUUCUUCUUCUGUUAUAUUAUCCCCAUCCCCAUUAUCACUAUCCCCCUUUCUCCGUCUUGUGUUCUUACCCCAUUUUACGGUUUCUUUCACCCCGCGAGGAUGGUGUUUAAUUAUCGUGUAGCUCCCCCCGAACGUCAACUCGGGGAAGCGAGCUUGGCUGUAUAGCGUGGAACGGGUGGCAUUUGAAUUCUGACUUUGUGAUUUUUACUUCGUUUCUUUUGGAAAACAAAAUUUGAGAUGGCUCGGGUUAUUAGAUGGCACGUCGCAUAGAUACCACCCCUUGAAGCUUAUUGUCACUCUGACUUUCCGUGACAUCACUUUGUGAUGCUGUUGAUGGGACUUGGUCCUACCGAAUAAAGCCUUGUUCAUUUGU